This is a messenger RNA of Toxorhynchites rutilus septentrionalis, 1874 nucleotides long. RefSeq lists its product as uncharacterized. Gene Ontology annotation, molecular function: serine-type endopeptidase activity. The transcript has 3 exons. The record is from RefSeq and is a predicted model, not a curated record. Bases 1 to 1746 code for a protein of 581 amino acids. Gene Ontology annotation, biological process: proteolysis. NCBI's taxonomy places the organism in Eukaryota, Metazoa, Arthropoda, Insecta, Diptera, Culicidae.
AUGGCUGGAAUCACACUCGAACUUAGUCUGCUGUUGUUGCUUCUUUUUGCGGGAACAAUUGUCGCUGGAAACUGCGGCCAAAAGAAAGCAAUUGCCCAACAAUUCAUCAGUCACGGAUACAAAUCAUUGAUAGGAGCGUGGCCCUGGCAUGGAGCCAUGUUUCAUCGGUAUACACUAUCGACUGCGUACGCCUGCGGCGUCACAAUCCUAACGGAGCGCUUCGUGAUUACGGCUGCCCAUUGUACAAUCGAUCCGAUCGAGAGACAGCAGUUACCGGCGAGUCGAAUAUGCGUUAAAAUUGGACUAACCAAUUUGGAGGCACCUGAGCGGUAUGCUCAACAGCAUGACGUGGACAGGAUCGUACGCCAUGACAGCUACGACGAGCAGACUUUCGAAGAUGACAUCGCGUUGUUGAAGCUGCAGACGGAGAUUAUGUACACCGACUAUGUACAGCCGAUAUGUUUGGGGCAAGGCACUGGUGAACAGCAGAACAGCGCGCCUCAGACUGGAUUCAUUGUGGGCUGGGGUUUAGACGAGAACUUUGGAUUGCCGAAGGAUUUGCAAGAAACGUCGGCACCGAUCGUUUCGAAAAAAGAGUGCAUCGAAAGUGAUCCUGAACAUUAUAAAAGAGUGUACCACGAAGGGAAAACUUUUUGCGCCGGACAUCAGAAUGGUACCGCGGCUGGCCCCGGUGAUAGUGGUGGUGGUCUGUUUGUACACGUGGGGAAGCGCUGGGUGCUACGAGGAAUCAUAAGCAAUGGAAAGGCUGACCCGAACACGUUGAUAAUCGAUAGAAGUAGUUUGGUGGUAUUCACGGACGUUAUAUACUAUUUAAACUGGAUCAAAUCGCAUGUGGGAAUCGAUAUAAACAAUCGCUUCGAUACUGACAAUGGAGGCGAUGUAUUGGAGUCAAACGCCGGUUUUAAUAAUCUGCUUGGGAUUGAGGGAUGUGGCCAGGACUCGUACCCUUUCCUGACACCUGAAGAGCUGAAACGAGCCUUCAAUCAAUAUCCUUGGCUGGUGGUAGUUGAGCAUCUGAACCUGAUGACCUAUACAUUGGAGGAUUUCUGUCACGGAGUGUUGAUUCAUCCUAAGUUUGUACUCACUGCGGCGCACUGCGUUCGAAGGAGACAUUUCUCCACUAUCCGCUCAGUUCGGCUAAACGACUAUCGGCUCGAUACUUUGAUCGACAUAUUCAGAAUCGAUGGAAAAAUCGUUAGAACCAUUCCGGAGCGAAUAGCGGUCCAACGACUGUCAGCGCAUCCAUUCCACGACAAAUUUUCCAACAACAUCGCACUCAUCAAGUUGAGCCGUCCGACAGCGAUGACGCCAAUAUGUCUACCGCCGAGAGGAUCCUUCACGCCCACGAACAAAUCCUUCAUCAUUGUCGGCUGGAAGAAGACGCUUCGACUGGAGAAGCACUUGUUCCGAAACAUGGUCCAAAUAGCGGACUUGGAUGCGUGCCGGGAGAUAUACGCGGGAAAAACAGUCGCUCUCGCCGUGGAUGGAAGUCAAAUUUGCAGCGCUUACAAUCACGAUGAUGGCCGCGAUCGCUGUUCGCCCUAUUUGGGAUCGGCACCACUUGCUUACGUGGGUGGCGUAUCGCCGGCAGUGGGUCGCUAUUUCCUGGCGGCGAUCUCCAGCUUCGGAUACGCUAACUGCAAACGAGAGGAUAUCCCUGACGUUUUCAGCAGUGUUGACUAUUAUGCUGAUUGGAUUUAUGACAUGGUGAGGCGAAAUGAGUGAGGUGUUUGUUGGUCAAUAAAUCGUAAGCUGAAGUGUUCAAAUUAUUUAAACAAUCUAAAAAUUUAAAUAUUUUACAAUCAUCUGGAUUAAUUUGGUUAAUUCGUACACCACAAAUUCAAAAAAUCCAU